Cryptococcus deneoformans JEC21 is the source of this 2241-nucleotide messenger RNA. Its product is annotated as protein scd2/ral3, putative. The record is from RefSeq and is a predicted model, not a curated record. Gene Ontology annotation, molecular function: phosphatidylinositol binding; protein binding. Bases 67 to 2124 code for a protein of 685 amino acids. The transcript is spliced from 5 exons. Gene Ontology annotation, cellular component: mating projection tip. Lineage: Eukaryota; Fungi; Basidiomycota; Tremellomycetes; Tremellales; Cryptococcaceae. Gene Ontology annotation, biological process: conjugation with cellular fusion.
CUCUUAUCAUCACGUAUCAGCCCAUUUCCCCCAAGUUCUCGGCAACAAAUCAUAACGGCAAAUAUUAUGAAAUCUCUCAGGCGGUCUUUGAACAACGAAAAGAACAGCAGUUCCCCUCAACCUUCGCCCCCACUACCGAUCACCUACUCCGGGAAUCCUCAUGCCCUCGGCAGACCAGCUGAAAAAGUAGCACCUCCGCAAAAAGUGAUUAAAGCGCUCACCUCCCAUCAAAGCACGAAUCCACAAGAGCUGAGUUACAACAAGGGCGAUUUCUGGUAUGUGACAGGAGAAAGGGAUGUCUGGUUCGAGGCGUUGAAUCCACUCACUGGAUCAAGGGGGCUGGUGCCCAAGCUUGAUUUUGAGGAGUUUGUAAAGGGCGGUAGGCAUCCUGCAGGUCAGAGGUCGGUGGAUCAUGGAAGUAUCAGACCAAACACCCCGUCCCAUAGUUCUGGCUCUCAAAAAGAUGUACCCAAAGCGGGUCCAAUCUUGUCGCCGCCUGCCUCUGCUGACGAAACCCGAACACAGAAAAGCCCAGUGUACGCCAUUGUGCAGUAUGACUUUCGAGCUGAAAGACCAGACGAGCUGGAAGCCAAGAAAGGAGAACCCAUUGUCAUCAUGGCGCAGAGCAAUCAUGAAUGGUUCGUUGCCAAACCUAUCGGGCGUCUUGGUGGCCCAGGUUUGAUCCCCGUCGCCUUUGUAGAAGUCAGAGAUCCUAAAACUGGGCAGCUUAUUGAGAUUGAGCCAAACUCGAUCCCCAUGGUCGAAGAGUGGAAGAAGAAAACUGCGGAGUAUAAGGCUGCAGCCAUACCUCUCGGAAAACUUGAUAUAGCUCCUGGGCAGGGUGUCACCAACUCACCUUACGCCCCGGCACAAACUACCCGGAUUUCCGACUCUUAUAGUUCGAUGUCUCGCACAGGGUCUAUGUCAACUACUUUGAUUAACCCUCCCAGUGGGGCAUCGUCUUCUUCCACCACUCCUGCGCCCACUGAAAGAUCCUCAAAGCAAACCCCCUAUGUUCCUGUGAAGAACGAAAUACUACCUCUCGGCGACUUGAAGUCAAUGUCCGUUCCCUCGUUUCACCAAGAGAAUGGCGUAUAUUGGUUCCGCCUUCAGGUCACAUUUGUCCCCGAUGAUCUUACCGCUUCUGCUUAUACAUUCGGUCUUUAUCGAUCAUACGAAGACUUUUACGACUUUCAGAUUGCUCUUCUCGAUACAUUCCCUCUCGAAGCUGGUCGAUCUGGUUCCGCCGAUGGUCGCUCUACGCCGGAGCGUAUUUUGCCGUAUAUGCCCGGUCCAGUGGAUUACGAGAUUGAUGACGAAUUGACUGAAUACCGAAGGGAAGAGUUAGAUGUGUAUGUCAAAGAGCUGCUUGAUCUGAAGUCCAAGGGUGCCGGCUUUAUCCUUCGACAUGAAUUAUUUAGGGCAUUCUUUGCUACUCGACAUGGUGAUCACUUUGAGAAAGUGUCGAGACAAGAUGCCCUGGGAGAGCUAGAAGAGCAGUUGGCAGAUGUCAGACUGGAGGACUAUGGUGCUUUAACAAACGAUAUGAGAUCCCAGUCAGUCACAUCACCACACUCCCAGUCCCCCAACCAAUACCGCCAUUCUCCACAAGCUUAUCAACAGCACGCCGUAUCGAAGAGCAUGUCAUCACGUGGCGCAUCACCUCUUCCCCCCAUUAAUACAAACCCUCAUCAUUCGUCGAGACCUGACUCGUCGGCCUAUCCCACAUCCGGCAGGCAGUCCGCCACGGCGCAUUAUGUUUCCGGCGGGCCUUCCACAGCCAACACGACGUCGUCAUGGGGUAUGGGUGCUGGAGGUCCUUCAACUUCUACGAGCGCCACUACACCCGGUACUGCACCUCAAUCUGGUCCGCCGCCAUACAUCAAGAUAAAAAUUUAUGAUAGGGCUACUGAUGACCUUAUCGCCAUACGAGUACAUUCAGCUGUGACGUUUGCCGAGUUGUCUGACAAAGUGCGAGCGAGGCUAGGACCGGGGGUUACAAUGUUGAGAUAUAGAGUAUCGAUGGAUAGCGGAGAAGGUUAUAGGGAGCUGAUGGAUGAUAAGGAUCUGAAAAAUUGGUUGAGGACUGAGGGCCAAAAGUUGGUCCUGUAUGCCGAGCAAUGAGGUGUUGUGGAUUAUCCUUAUGAGGUGGAAGUGAAGGAAUAGAAAUGAUGCUGUAGGCUAUAUCUGUACCAGUCAUGUUUGAGAUUAGGGUUACAUAUUACUUUGGAACAUUAAUGC